UCUCACAAUAUAUACCACAUACAUACACAAACACAGAGUCCUGAUAUCAAUCCAGAGAGGAAACCGACCAAGGAAUGUCCCGUCUCGCUCUGUCCUCCGCCGACAAACUAGCUCGAGAUUGGUUUGUCGAAACGAUGAAGGAACUUGGUUGUGAUGUGAAGAUUGAUACUAUGGGUACUCCCUCCCGGUUCUCCUUUUUCUCCUCUUUUCCUAUCUGAUACCAUCGCAUCAAUCUGUCAAACAUCAUGCAAUAAUAACAAUAUAACAAAAGGUAUUAUAUUCGCCAUACGACCCGGAAGGAAAGAUGCUCCGGCUACGUAUGCGGGUAGUCAUUUAGAUACACAGGUAUAUCCCCAAGCCUCCCAUCCAAAGACAAAUAGAAUUUUAUAAUGCGUUAUGAUUAAUGAGAUUACAGCCAACGGGAGGACGAUACGAUGGAAUAUUAGGUGUCCAUGCAGGGAUUGAAGCGUUGAGAACUAUGAAUGAUUUGGGGAUUGAAACGGAAUAUCCUACCGGUGUUAUUAAUGUUUGUUAUAUUUCGAUUUCAGGAUAUACAUUGACGAACUAACUUCUGAAUAGUGGACAAACGGUACUUCUCCCUCUUUCACCAUAUCGGUCCCUCACUUACCCUUCCUCUAACACCCCACAGAAGAAGGAGCGCGCUUCCCCGUCUCCAUGAUAUCAUCCGGUGUUUGGGCCAAUGACAUACCUCUUCUCUCUGCGCACAACCUCCGCGAGAUAAAUGGUCCCGCAACCAUGAAAUCAGAAUUAGAAAGAAUUGGAUAUCUCGGUUCGAUUCCCGUGUCAUAUCAAGCAAAUCCAAUCGGUGCACAUUUCGAGCUUCACAUCGAACAAGGACCGAUCCUUGAGAAGAGCAAGACCCGUAUCGGAGCUGUAACGGGCGUGCAGGCUUAUCGAUGGCAUACACUUACGGUGAGGGGAAGCGACUGUCACACUGGUAUGUUUUAUUGUACCGAAAUCUUGGUGAUGAUAUUUUGGAUGUAGAUGAAACAAGAUAUGACGGGUUACAGGUACAACGGAUUUUGAAAAUCGUUCAGAUGCUAUGCUUACUGCAGCAAAACUCAUCCUUCAUAGCCAUAAUAAGGCUUCUGAGAUGGGUUGCCUAGCAUCCACAGGUAGCUAGUCCCUUCCUCGUGAGAUUUUAAUACGAUUUGCUUAUGUGUCCUAGGAAUUCUCAAUCUGAAGCCUGGCUCUACUAAUACCGUUCCGGGGUUCGUACAUUUCUCACUUGAUAUUAGAUGUUCAGAGGACGAAAGACUUUUGGCCUUUGAGAAAGAACUCAAAAAAUAUUUCGAGUUGAUCGCUGCUGGGGCGCAAAUGACGACCCUUGGGGCAAGCGGAAAGAGAGGGAAAGGCUGUACGUUGGACUGGCAAGUGGAUACAGAUUCUCCAGCUACUCACUUCAACAAAGACUGCAUCAGAUGCGUGGAAGAAAGUGCCGGAGACUUAAUUGAAACAACGACUUCUAGUGCUGGGAAUCAGCCAGGAGCCGUUUCAAACACUUAUAUGAGAAUGGUAUCAGGCGCUGGACAUGAUAGGUAAGAAUGUUAAUCAGAUGAUAAGGGCCUCGCUGAAUAAAAUGCAGUGUUUAUACUUCGAGACAUGCUCCAACCUCUAUGUAAGCUUUACCUUUCUACCACGCCUACUUACGACUGACCCCGACUAGGAUCUUUGUACCUUGUAGAGACGGCAUAAGUCAUAAUCCGGCCGAAUAUUGUAGCCCAGAAGACUGCGGAAAUGGAGCACAAGUCUUGCUUGGAGCGAUGUUGAGAUAUGAUCGACUGAGAGCUUCAAGGGAAGCCUGAAUAAACCAUGAAAAGCAGAAACCAUAGGUACCAAGAGUCUCAUCAACUGUAA
Molecule: messenger RNA, 1878 nt
Organism: Sclerotinia trifoliorum
Lineage: Eukaryota; Fungi; Ascomycota; Leotiomycetes; Helotiales; Sclerotiniaceae
Source: the annotation of a GenBank genome assembly